Molecule: messenger RNA, 2264 nt
Organism: Scleropages formosus (Asian bonytongue)
Lineage: Eukaryota; Metazoa; Chordata; Actinopteri; Osteoglossiformes; Osteoglossidae
Gene: brf2
Product: BRF2 general transcription factor IIIB subunit
Exons: 5
Coding region: 103-1647 (514 amino acids)
Biological process (GO): DNA-templated transcription initiation; transcription preinitiation complex assembly
Cellular component (GO): transcription preinitiation complex; nucleus
Molecular function (GO): TBP-class protein binding
Source: RefSeq, a predicted model, not a curated record
AGGAAGCUAGUCGUCUGCUGUUUACGCGGUAGAAACGCAGCUGGUUACAGUACAGGAGGAGUUGACGAAACUGGGUAGAUACCUGCCGACUACCCACUGGCGAUGAUGGCGACUGGUCAGCCUGUGGGUCAGUUGUGUCGUGAAUGUGGCUCGUCCAACGUGGUGGAAGAUGACCUGUACUCUCAGCCGCAGUGGGUGUGUGCCGACUGUGGCUCUGUCUUGGCUGAGGGCCGACUGACCACUGAUAGGACUGAAGAGAAUCAGGGCACAAAUGUCCAGUACUAUAAAAGCACAGCAGUGGACAAGCAGCCUUGUUAUAACCAGAUUAAAGGACUAAAGCGGGUGCGAGCCCUGUGCCGCAUCCUGCACUUCUCACCCGUUGUCGAAGAGCUGGCUGAGAGUCUGUUUUCACAAGCCUAUGAGCACCCCAGCUUCUUGUAUGUGCACCAGCACAAGAAGGAGUUGCUGGCAGGCUGCAGCGUAUUACUCAGCUGUCGCCUGAACGGCUGGCCAAUUGUCAUGGGGACAGUGGCCUCACUGCUGGAGGCCGACUCGUGCCUCAUGGGCACGGUCUUCCAGGACCUGGUUAAGUGCCUGAAUGUGGAGUUGUCCAUGGUGGGCAUCUCUGAAUUGCUCGAGGGACACUGCAGCAGUUACCAUCUCAGCCCGUCAGAGGUCCCAGAAGAGUAUUGUGAGAACCCCAGCAGACUGGUGGAGCGUGCUGCAGAGCUAUUGGAGCUGGCUUCGGAGACGUGGGUGGUCACUGGGCGGCAUCCAGUGCCUGUGCUGGUGGCGUCUGUCUACCUGGCAUGGCUGUCGCUGAAGCCAUGUUCCGCACGCAUGCGUCUCUCGCUGGGCCGCUUCUGCAAGAUGGCUAAGGUGUCGGUACCAGGGCCAGCUCACAGGCGCUUGGCAGAGCUGAAGGAGGUGCUGUGCAAGCUGGGAAAGGAGCUACCCUGGCAGCGGGGUGUGGAAGUGGAGCCGCAGAAUGUGUUUACUAUAGUCGAGGAUAUCCUGAAGUACCGGCUCACGCUGCUUCGACUGGCCCUUCGGACCCACGAGGAAUCGCUGGCUGUAAAAAAUGCCCCUGCUGGUAAUGUUUUGCCUGCUGGUAAUGAGAACCCUCCUGAUGGCUGCAGCUCCAACACAUUAGGUCUGCCUACUGGACCCUCCUCCUACACUGAGAACCCUCCCUCUGGCCACACCUCUAGUAGUGAAGGUCUGCCUGCUGGCUCCACUCCCUGUCCUGAGAGACCUCUCUCUGGUUUCAUGUCUAGCACUGAAAGACCACCCAAUGGUCCUAGCAAGGUUCUGGCAAAUGACCACACCCCUAGGACAAAAUAUCCGUCAAGUAGCAGUGCCUCCCACAUUGAAGCCCUGCCCCUAUCAGACUUGUCCUGUGUGUCACAACUGGAAGAGGAACCUAAGGCUAGUUUGGCUAGUGAAGCAGAGCUUUGGUGGAAGAGGCUUGUAUUUGUUCCACCCUGUAUGAAGAAUCCCCUGAAAAGGGCGAGAACGACGGAGAGGGGGCCAGACGUGACUGGGGAUGAGGAAAUCUCAGACAGCGAGAUCGAGGGCUACCUGCGCACACCUCAGGAAGUGAAGGAGUUUGCAGAGAUGCAGAAAAAGUUAAGAUGCAAGAAUUAGUGACGUCAUAGCCAUAUCUGACAGCAGCUUUGGUUUUUUUUUUUUGAUGCAUGGAUAUCAAACUUUGCAUUAUUGUUAAUCACACAGAUGACUGAUUUGAGUGUGUGGAAAAAGGUCUGAAUAAGAACCAGCAGAUGCUCUACUCAUCUGGAAAUUUUGAUUUCACCAGGAUGCACUGGACUGCUGAGGAGCACAAUCUGGAGAAGUGUGAAUUCUUAUUUUAAAUGUCUUCUCGGCUCCAAUGCCUUUAAUAUUAUGUUCUAACAUGGUCUAAUUUGGGUGAAGAUGUGUCUCCUUCAUGGGCUAAUGGUGGCCUGUGUUUAUAAACUUGAACCCUGGAGCUAACCGGUGAUUAUUAAUCUGGUCUGCUUUGGUAAAUCCAUGGUUGACUGAUAAUUGCAUACUCCCACUGUUUGAGUCUGGUUCUGCCCUGGAAUGUGUGUUUUGGUUCUGAUGAGUUAGUCAUACACCUUUCUGUGGGAAGGCUGUUGUUGCCUCUGUGAACUUUCUAUCAUGUUUGAUCACCUUGAAGUGAACGCCUGUGACACAGAUGUGCAGCAACAGAGCCAACUUUUGAAGCUACAUAAGUCAUAAGCAGUCACUUUAUAAAUUUUCAA